UGCGACCCUUGGACCAUGUGACCCAUCGCCAUUCGCCAUGGGCAACAGCAGCAGCAUCACCGAAGACAGAGUCAGCGGUCCAGUGGGUCCAGUGGGUGCAGUGGACUAUGGCAAGUUGCAUGCGUACGUGUCGAAUCUGCUCACGGAUGCCGCGGCGCUCUCCGCGCACUGCCGGGAGCUCUGGGACGACGUGGGCGCCGUCGACGUCCUGCCGCAGGAGGAGCUGCAGCCGGUGACGCAGAGCUUGAUCGACGGCUUGGGAUGUCGCCAUCCCAGCAGCCUGGAACGAAUCGGCCAAGUCUAUAGCACCUUUGCACAUCGGAAAGGACUUUCUCUCCUGGAGUUUCAGGGCUAUGUGGCUUGCGUUCUCACCCAGAUCUUGAGAGAAUUGUUUGCUCGUUCCGCAGGAUCCCUGGAGAGCCUGGAGCGCGACUGCGACGACCUCUCCGAGCGCAGCGUGGCGCAGAGCCUGGCGAAUCCUCGGGCGCCCUUCGCGGUGACCUUGGCGGAGGAGCCGGUGGAAGAUCCGCAAGAUCCUCCAGAUCCGCAAGAUGCUGAGGCUCCGGAGGAGUUGAGUGAGUUGCAACGUUUGACCCAGGAGUUGACCUCGUUGAACACGUCCCUGGCGCGCUUGGAAGCGGCGCAGCCCGUGGAAGUUUCGGCCGUGGAGGCCGUGGAAGCCCCGGUGGAAGCGCCGGCCGCGGAGCCAUCGGCGCCGGGCGCUCCGGGCCGGGAGAUGGCCACGCUGCUGACAACGCUGGAGGAUUUGAACCGAUCCUUGGGGCAAUUGGAGCCCUCGCAGCAGCAGAAUGUGGAGAAAAUGGCUGGGGAAGCUGAGAUCCAGCAGAUGAUGCAGAUGCAGAUGCCGAAAACUGGAAGUCCGUCUGGACAAAGUCAUCACUGUGCCAGACAGCCACAAGCCGCACAAGCCGCAGAAGCCACAGAAGCGAAAGCGCACCACUUGGAGCAGGUCUUUCCACAGCAAGCACCUCGGGUGCCUCCUGCGGCACAUCCGGCACCAGGGGCCAUCGGGGCCAAUCUGGCCAUCGGGGCCAUCGAUCCAGGCAAUACCUACGCUCGAGCCCUCCGUGGAGGGGUCCAUGAGAUGGCAGGGGAGGUCCGGCCCUGGACCAGACUGGAUGUGGAAGCUUCCCAGGAGGCUGGU
Messenger RNA from Cladocopium goreaui, 1165 nucleotides. The record is from the annotation of a GenBank genome assembly. NCBI's taxonomy places the organism in Eukaryota, Dinophyceae, Suessiales, Symbiodiniaceae.